Molecule: messenger RNA, 2352 nt
Organism: Phytomonas sp. EM1
Lineage: Eukaryota; Euglenozoa; Kinetoplastea; Trypanosomatida; Trypanosomatidae
Source: the annotation of a GenBank genome assembly
AUGCCUGGCCCUCCGUAUUCAUCGAGCACUGACUCUCAGAUAGGAGUCUUGCCUUCCCACAAGCCACUACAGGCAGCCAAUACCGUUGCCGCUGGAAGUUCACCACGCUUUAUUCAGCUGCCUUCACCGGUAUAUGUCGUGUCCUGGAUAUCUACGACACAUGUUCUGAUCGCCGCAGGUGGGGGCGGUAGUCGUUUUGGGAUGGUUAAUGUGCUUAUAUUACUUUCUAUUCAUCUCAGCAAUGAUAAUGAUGCUGAAAUGGAAAAUACUGCUGCAUGUUUGGGAUUAUCCGUGAAGCUAAAUGAGGAACAGCACAAGAUGGUGGUGAAGGCUGCAUCGCCUAGCUCUGACCCUGUUUCUGGAUCCAUUGAGGCGGGUGUGCGAGUUCCACACUUGUGGCGGUUUGUAGCAGGGCUGGACCUCGGUAGUGAUGUACCGUGGUGUGCCUCAAAAUACCUUCCCCUGGAACGAGCGGAGGCAGGGUGCAGCAAGCCAGACGAUACGAUACCCGUUUCUACACGAGAAUGGACACUGGAAACAUGUCAAUGUCUUCGGUAUGCACACGGCAUCAUUGCAUUGAGCAGCAUUUGUACAUUUAGUCUCAUUGCGGUGGAGUACGUCCCACAAAAUAGCCAAAAAGGUGAAUCUAUUCAGACUAGCGAAUCUUCAUGUAGUGAAACGUACCGAUUAACACUUCUUGCGCGUGUGGCUUUGCCCACCGAGACAAAUAACGAGGACAAAAAGCCCAUUGCGAUGGUGCGGUACGCUGUUAUUGUUGCUCACGAUGCGUGUGGAAUUCACGCCUACGACCUGCGUCCCCUGCUGCUGGGGGGGGAAGGGGAGGGAAAGGGCGGCGCGGUGGCACCAGUGACGCAGGCAACUCCAAUGGCUAAGUGGGCGUUACCAGACCGCGUUAACGAUCUUCAUGCUGAUCGCUUCAGCUGGGUGUCAGUGAAGGCAUCUCCUUUACAGACAACACAGGAGUCUCACCUCCAGAGCAUUUCGCCUAAGCCGUCUUACAAGGCCCUUGCUUUGGACUACGUGCUUGUUGCCGCUCUGGUCCGAGACAAGACUCUGCGGCUGGGCUCUUUCCUCCAAUAUGGACCCCAUGCCCCCCUUCGUCGAUUGUGCCGUGGACAGGAGCACCUUGAUGGGAUCGAUUGGGAGAGUGAGGAAGAGGAGCAAAGUGAAACCGAGUUAGUUGUGAUAGAGACGAUUAAAGAAGAGGCAGUACUGACCGGAGUAGACUGUGGGCUACAGUUUAAUCUGUUACCCUCUUCUAUGCGUCUUGUGCGUCUGUUUGGAUUGGAAACCCUUUCUUCUUCCGCGCAAGAUGCCGCCCUAAGGGCACUUACCUUGAGAAUCGCACAACAUGCUGAGGAGCCUUUGAUGCCCUUGCCGCUCGUUUCACUGCUUAUGGUGGUCUAUGACCAGCACAGUAAUCAGUCCUUUUUUCUGCAUGCACAAGUGUUGGUAUGGAGUUGCUCAGGGACUCUCUCAUCAGAAAAAGGGAUAUCCGCUAAAUGUGAUGGCAAGUGUGAAGGAAACAGCUGCCGCCGUGGCAGAAGGGGGGGGCAUCCGAUUCAUUGCCAAAUCCAUUUAGGGGCUGGUGGUCCCUCACCAAUCGUUAAGGAUGCAAUAAUAUGCUUCUCACCGUGUCUUGAUAUGGAUGUACGUCGCGAGGUUGCUCCGAAACAGACACAGGUGAACUUUCAAAGUGCCGUUGGUGCUUCCAUUCCGACACAUUGGUUGGCUGGAACUGCAGAAGGAUGGAUCGUAUUGGUAGUGCGGAACCCUCGGAUUCAGCAAGAGGAAUUGGGUGUCGAUAGUUUAUCUUGCGCAAAUCUAUCCGCCAAAGAUGGGAUGGUGGAAGGUAUGGGAAGCAGUUACAUCGGUAGUGAACAUAGUGGUGUUUCUGAGUCGUUUUUUGUAUUGCGACAUGCUCGACCGUCCCUUUUGUUGAGUCGGAGUGAUCGACCAGGGAAGGUUAGUCUAGGCCGUGGGAAAGAUCACUGCUGGGGGAAUCCAGACGUUCCCCUUCACUAUGAGCCGGUUACGGCGGUGGCGGUUUCAAAAUUGAACGAUGUUUUAUCAACUGACAUAGCACAGAAUGUUGUGCUUUCCACAUUACCAGUUCCAGUUCGAGCCAGUAACACUGCUAUUCUGCCGAAUUAUUCAGAAUCAAUUGAUUUGUUGCCAAAGGUAGAGGGCUUGGAGCUAUUCCCUAAGGCACUAGGCUUCCAUGCAAAGAUUGUUGGUGCCCUGGCUGCAACAAAUGCUCUCCUUAUGCGCCUUAGGUGGAUACUGUUGAUAUUAACUGUGUUAUGGGGAAUAUUUAUCCUGUUUUGCUAA